AUGAUUAUCAUAGAAUGGUUCUUCCAAGUCAAGGGAGAUAUGCUCCUAAAAAUUGUGGAGAAUGAUAGCAUUUUCCGGGAUAUUAUAAUUCGAGAGGGCGAGACAUUUCUUUUGCCUGUUGGGCUUGUGAUGGAGCGCACUCGUCCUCCACGAUCCAUUGAUCGCGUUCGAUGGUAUUGUGAAAACAAAGAAGCUCAUUUGGAAAAUCCAGGAAUUAUUAGAGAGGAGCAAUUCUACUGUGAGGAUAUUGAAGCGCAGCUUAAGGAUGUGAUUGAAGACUGGAUGGGGAAUCCUGCGAGUCGGGAGUGCCGUUCAUGUGGCCAGGUUGCGCCAGCUCAUUAA
Penicillium odoratum is the source of this 342-nucleotide messenger RNA. RefSeq lists its product as uncharacterized. The coding region runs from base 1 to 342 and encodes 113 amino acids. The transcript has 3 exons. Gene Ontology annotation, cellular component: cytoplasm. NCBI's taxonomy places the organism in Eukaryota, Fungi, Ascomycota, Eurotiomycetes, Eurotiales, Aspergillaceae. The record is from RefSeq and is a predicted model, not a curated record. Gene Ontology annotation, molecular function: iron ion binding; 3-hydroxyanthranilate 3,4-dioxygenase activity. Gene Ontology annotation, biological process: 'de novo' NAD+ biosynthetic process from L-tryptophan; quinolinate metabolic process.